This is a messenger RNA of Drosophila melanogaster (fruit fly), 871 nucleotides long. RefSeq lists its product as uncharacterized. NCBI's taxonomy places the organism in Eukaryota, Metazoa, Arthropoda, Insecta, Diptera, Drosophilidae. The record is from RefSeq and is marked reviewed. Gene Ontology annotation, biological process: proteolysis. The transcript has a single exon.
AUGCACAGCGAACUAGAAAUUGUUGCGGUGCUCACAAGUCUACUGAUUUUCUUAUCGGGAACAGGAUCGGCGCAAUUCUUGGGGAACAUCUGUGGAGAAAGAAGGGAUGGCCUGUCGCCAGAUAUAGUUGGUCCCUGGACGGCCAUCCUGCACCAUUUCGGACGCAUCGUUGGCGUGGGAACCCUGAUCCACGAGCGAUUUAUCCUGACAGAUGUACAUUGUGGUGACUCCAUUGGAGUUAUUAGAGCACGGUUGGGAGAGUACGGAAGAAUUGGUUCUGAGCUGGCAGAAGACCACAUAGUCGCUGCAUUCUUCAGUAACGCCAACUUUAAUCCGGAAACGCAGGCGAAUAACAUGGGCCUAAUGAAACUGCUGCGAACCGUAGUAUACAAAGAGCAUAUAAUUCCGGUCUGCAUUCUUAUGGACUCACGGAUGCAGACGUUCGCCGAUGAACUGGACUAUUUCAAUGGAACUACAUGGAAGAACUCGGACAAAUCACCCUAUGCUGAGGUCCAAAACUGUGAUCCGAAUGCCGCAGGCAUGUGGAAAACUGGACCAUGGCCAGUUCUGUGCCGGCCACAAAGAUCUGGACUCCUGUGACGAACCAUCUGGCGCAGCCUUGACCCGUGAAAUUGACUACAUUGGGCCAAACCGGACAGUUCUGUUUGGAAUCGCGAACUCCGUCGAGGUGAAGUGCUCCAACUCGCGAACUUACACCGAUGUGGUGCAAUUGCAUCAAUGGAUCAGUAUGGUAAUCUAUUCCUCCAACACCAAUGAUGGUAUGGACAAACCACACAAUACUACUCAUCUGCCCGAACCUGUUUUUGAAUUAAAGAGCACAAGCUUUUCAACCAAUUCUAGGAUAAAAUAA